Molecule: messenger RNA, 1737 nt
Organism: Saccoglossus kowalevskii
Lineage: Eukaryota; Metazoa; Hemichordata; Enteropneusta; Harrimaniidae
Product: guanylate cyclase soluble subunit beta-2-like
Source: RefSeq, a predicted model, not a curated record
AUGCCAGAUAUCCGCAUCCAGAUGUAUGUCAGGGAAAAACAUUGUCUCAGUAUUUCCAAUCUAAUAUGGACUUAUUCUUAUGGAAUCAUCAAUAUUUGUAUAAAGGAACUAGUGCUUGAAAGAUAUGGUGAAGAAGUAUGGGAAAAAAUAAGAAACCACGCUAAAGUAGAUGACCAGUUUAUCAACUACAAUCAAUAUCCUGAUCACGCGACAUAUGCCUUAGUGGCAUCCGCCGCUCAGACACUAGAUGUGUCCGAAGACGUUGUCUGGGAACUUUUUGGAGAGUUCUGGGUAAUAUGGUGUAUGCGUGCUGGAUUCGACUCAAUGAUACGUGCUCUUGGAUCAUCUAUGUCUGAGUUCAUUGCUAAUUUAGAUUAUCUUCAUAGUGUUUAUAUGAAAACAUCGUACCCUAAAAUGACGGUACCGUCGUUUAGAGUUGAGAACCUGGAAGAUGGAACAAUUAUGCUUCAUUAUUAUUCCAACAGAAGAGGAAUGAAAGGGGUUGUUAUAGGCAUUGUGCGUGCAGUUGGUAAUAUUAUAUUCGACACGCAAGUGACGAUAGAUGUACUCGACUGUCGAGAAGAAACCGAAGGAGGCAAGAAAGAACACACAACAUUUAUUGUUCGCAUAGAUGUAGUAGCUGAUGAACCUGACAACGAUUCUAGCAAUGACGAUGAAGUAGUGGAUGCGAUCACGCCUUUACCAGCGAUAAAGCAGUCAAAACCAUCACCGAGAGGAUCUCUUGGAAAUUUAUCACACUUCAGCUGUUCGACGAGAAAGUCCAACGUGCCUCUGUUUGAUGAAUCGAAGCCAGUAUACUCAGACAAAUUAUUCAUAGAACCAGAAACAUUCUGUAUAUCGUUUCCUUACCAUCUUGUUUUCAACCAAGACAUGGAAAUUGUUCAGUGUGGUGCUAAAUUACAGAAGUUAUGCCCAAGAAUAAAAAGUCCCAAAGUGAAACUUGAGGACUUUAUCACUAUGCAGCAUCCUCAAAUUCCAAUUGACAUAAUGAGCUUCAGAAAGUUUAUUAAUAUGAUCUUCAUGGUUGAACUGAAAAGAAAUCAAAUGGAACUGUCAUUUCAGAAUAAGCCGCUUCUCUCACUCAGGGGUCAGAUGGUUUGGAUGGAGAAGUUACAGUGCAUUGCGUUUUUCUGCUCGCCUCGACUGACAACGCUCCAAGACCUUGAGGACAGGAACAUGUAUUUUUCGGAUAUAGCACCACAUGACGUCACACGAGAUCUCAUAUUGUUCAAUCAGCAGCGAGUUGCCGAGAUUGAGCUAGCUCGGCAGCUUGAACAGAAGAAAGAGGAGUUAAGAACGUUGAUGAAGGAUUUACAAGAAGAGAAAUUGAAGACCGACAUGCUGCUACAUUCAAUGUUACCACAACAAGUAGCAAACGAUUUGAGAGAGGGAAGAAAGGUCGAAGCAGGUGAAUAUGACCAAGUGACUGUUUUAUUUAGUGAUGUAGUGAAGUUCACUGAUAUGUGCGCUGUUUGUAAACCAAUCCAGAUUGUUCACUUGUUGAAUGAAAUGUACGUGAUGUUUGACAGACUUACAAGUGUACAUGACGUAUAUAAGAUUCGUGUUGGAAUUCACAGUGGUCCUGUAGUGGCCGGAGUGGUAGGCCAGAAGAUGCCUCGAUAUUGUCUAUUUGGAGAUACGGUUAAUACAGCGUCCAGAAUGGAAAGCCAUGGAAUCAAUGGGAAAAUUCACACAAGUCCAAACUCAUAUAAGUAA